This is a messenger RNA of Ostrinia nubilalis (European corn borer), 1227 nucleotides long. Its product is annotated as very long chain fatty acid elongase AAEL008004-like. The record is from RefSeq and is a predicted model, not a curated record. Bases 165 to 989 code for a protein of 274 amino acids. Gene Ontology annotation, biological process: fatty acid elongation, polyunsaturated fatty acid; fatty acid elongation, monounsaturated fatty acid; sphingolipid biosynthetic process. Gene Ontology annotation, cellular component: endoplasmic reticulum membrane. NCBI's taxonomy places the organism in Eukaryota, Metazoa, Arthropoda, Insecta, Lepidoptera, Crambidae. Gene Ontology annotation, molecular function: fatty acid elongase activity. The transcript has 8 exons.
CCCAUAUAUCAAGUUCGCUUGUAGCGGUAGACAUUAAGAUAGUAUUAUUUUAUAAAUAGUAUUUAUAUUUAUAGUUAUAGUGUUAGUUGUGAGUUGGUGGUUCGGGAAUAAGUGGUUUUUAGAACUUUUGGUAGCCAAAUUUGGGAAUACUAAUAUUGUAAACAAUGGAAGCAGUGGAACGAACAGACGGGAUCAAAUUCGUUUUCGCACGAAAAUUCAAAGAAGUGGACGAGUACCCCCUUUCGGACUCCCUCCCUUUCUUAGUAUGUCUAGUCGCAGCAUAUUUACUGUUUGUCAAAAAAAUUGGCCCCGACUUUAUGAAGAAUCGAGAGCCUUACAAACUCAAAAACACGAUUUUAGUCUAUAAUGCCAUUCAAGUCGUAUUGUCAGCAGUAUUCGUCUAUCUUUCAUUUAUCGCGCUACUGAAAGGUGGAUUAUUCCCAAAACAAUGCUGCGAAGAAGACCCUGAAAUUAGAAAAACUAUGUUAAAAGCAAUGUUCAUCUACUUCUUGGGGAAAAUUUCAGAGCUUCUUGACACGAUUUUCUUUGUUUUAAGAAAAAAAUAUAAUCAGGUGUCAUUCCUUCACGUCUACCAUCACGCGUCAGUCGUGAUCGGUACGUGGAUGAUGUUCAAGUACUCGGUCAACCAGACCGCAGUCUACGCCGGCUUCAUCAACUCCUUCAUCCACGUCAUCAUGUACUUCUAUUAUUUCGUGGCUGCGUUGGGACCUCAGUACCAGAAAUAUCUUACGUGGAAGAGGCACAUCACUUCUUUGCAAUUGCUCCAAUUCGUGACUGUGGCGAUGCAUCAGAUCUUUUCUCUUUUCUACACAAGCUGCUCACACAGCGUCAUCGGCAUUAUCUACGUAAUAUACUCGUGCAUAUUGUUCUAUAAAUUAUUCUCCAACUUCUACAACAAGACCUACAAUACGCCGAAGAAGGUUACUAUAAAUGGAGCACAAAAGGCAGAAUCCAGUAAAGAACAAUAAGGAUAGAGACUAUACCGAUUUGAAUCUUCUAACCACGCGCAGACAGGAAAACUAAUGUUUAGGCAUUAUAAUUAAUACUAAUUAUCAUUAAGUCACGUGGAUUUUGUGUAGUUGUACGAGUAUAAGAAGUUAUUUGACUGCCUAAAGCUGUGUAAAGUAUAAGAGGAAGAUUGUUAAUUUUUGUAAGGAUGGAUUGAGAAUGGAUUAUAGAAAGAAAUAAAAGUUGUAUCUGGUAAAA